AUGAGUCACUAGCUUGAUGAUGUUAUAAACCCCAAUGUUGUUUGCAUAAAUUUUUUUGGUAUAUAUGCAAUUUCUAGCUAUCUCGCUCCGGGCAUCAAAUAGGUCGGGACAGACUCGUGAUCACACUUUGCUUGCAUUCACACUUGGUGUCAAGCAAAUGAUUUGCUGCUGUAACAAGAUGGAUGCUACUGAACCCAAAUACUCACAAACCAGGUUUGACAAAAUUGUCAAAGAAUUGUCUUCCUUCUUUAGGACAGUCGGAUUCAACCCCAAUAAAGUCCCAUUUGUCCCAAUUUCUGGUUUUGAGGGUGAGAACAUGACUGAGAGGUCACCUAACCUAGACUGGUACACGGGUCCAACUCUACUUGAAGCGAUUAACCAGAUCAAUGAGCCAAAAAGACCAUCUGACAGGCCUCUCCGCCUUCCACUUCGUGAUGUCUACAAGAUUGGUGGGAUUGGAAUCGUGCCAGUGGGACGUGUUGUAACUGGUGUUCUCAAGCCAGGUAUGACGGUCACUUUUGGCCCAAUUGGUUUGAGAACCGAAGUCCAAUCAGUGGAAAUGCACCACAAAGCAUUGGCUGAGGCAUUGCCAGGAGACGAUGUUGCUUUCCAUGUUAAGAAUGUUACCAUGAACGAUCUUAAGCGUGGGUAUGUUGCUUCAAACUCUAACGAGGACCCUGCAAAGGGUGCUGCUAGUUUUACUUCUCAUGUCAUUGUCCUGAACCACCCGAGUAAAAUUAAAAAAGGGUAUACACCAAUGAUCCACUGCCAUACUUCUCGCAUUGCUUGUAGAUUUGAUGAACUGUUGACUAAGAUUAACCAGUAUACUUUUGAGGAGUUUGAGCCACUACCCAAGUUCUUGAAAAAUGGUGAUGCUGGAAUGGUGAAGAUGGUUCCAAUAAAGCUGAUGGUGGUUGAGACUUUCUCUGAGUAUCCUCCAUUGGGUCGGUUUGUUGUGAGGGACAUGCAGCAGACUGUUGCUGUGGGCAUGAUCAGGAGUGUGGAUAAGAGGGAUUCAACAGGAUGCUUGUUUGUUUCUUGAAUAACUUGAAACUCUGUUUUAACUAUUUUGUUCUGGUGUUUAUUUUUAACAGGCUUGGUCUUGUGGGUAUGAUGAUUCCGAAUGUCUUUUGGGGUUGCUCACUUGCUUGAUAGUUGAUGUUGU
Erigeron canadensis is the source of this 1165-nucleotide messenger RNA. Its product is annotated as elongation factor 1-alpha-like. NCBI's taxonomy places the organism in Eukaryota, Viridiplantae, Streptophyta, Magnoliopsida, Asterales, Asteraceae. The record is from RefSeq and is a predicted model, not a curated record. Gene Ontology annotation, biological process: translational elongation; translation. Bases 65 to 1042 code for a protein of 325 amino acids. The transcript is spliced from 2 exons. Gene Ontology annotation, molecular function: translation elongation factor activity; GTP binding; GTPase activity.